UUGGUACUACAUCUCUGAGGUUGCUUGAGUUACUGGUAUUUGUUGUUCGUACAACUCUAAUCACUCACGUUUGAAAAUGACAAUUUCAGAAUGAUCCCAUGCAUCAUCACAUGAUGAAUAAGUCAAAUCAAAAUCAUGUCUUUUGAAGGAAAAUAAGUAUUGUUAAUUGACACACCAUGUGUAUUAUGACAUAUAUAGAUACAUAUGCUCAAAUUUUAAUUAAAGAUAUCCUAUAACAUUCUAAAAAUUAAAUGAAACAAAAAACUCUUAUCAAAUAUGCAUAAGAAAAACUAUAGAGAUAUGAAUAAAAAUUAUAGUUUCAAAAUACGACCUGUGUUUCUGAAAUGAACUGACCAUGCACACAUAUGACAAGCAUGUGGUCUUUCUCCUCUUGGGCUGUGCAUAUCCAACUACCCUAUAGUGUUUUACACAUGAUCUAAUGCAAUGAAUUUAUUAAGUCUCAUAGGUCCUUAAUCCUAUAUAUGAAAGAUGAACACAUUGUCAAAACUUACCAACACCAUUGUUGUCUGACUUCCUGUGAAGAACGCAUGCACAAUUGCUGCUUAAAAGUAGCGGACUGAAGAUGUCUCAAGAGUUGAAUAUUGGUCAAGAAUGCAUGAACUUAAAUUUUGGCCUAUAUUCCUUUCAUAAUUGCAUAUUAUACUGGUGUGUCAUAUCAUGUUAGGUUUGAAAUUGAAGAAAUCUUAAUUACAGUUUUGUAAUAGUACAUAUAUGUAACCCCAAUUGUAGUCUAACAUUUCCAGCUGCCUCAUUUAAUGGUGACCUGCCCGGAGAACCUAAUAUAUUGAAAUCUGCAAUUCAUUGGUUAUAUAGUUAUGCACCAAAUUGCUUCAAUUGUUCCUGCAAACUUUCUGCAAACGACAAAAGGGUUUUCAUGUCUGUUGCAAUCUGACUAAUAGCAGCUAAAGUGACAAACAAAUUGGAAUAAGAAAAUUGUCUUGUUAUGUGCAAACUUCAGCAGACAGUUUGCUGUGCAGUCGCAGUGAGACUGGAAAGGUGAAUAAGGGAUUAGUACUGGUAUUUAAAUUGAGUGAUAUACUUAAAUAUCGUUCCACGGCAAAAUCGGGCAAAAUCGCAUUUUGUGUUCACGAAUUGAUCCCAAACUUAGGAUACAAAGUCGCCAUAGCAUGUUUAGCAAAUGCACAAAGCAGUUCUGAUUUAUUUUACCUUGUUCCAAAAUUAUAGACAGAUACUUAUGAACAUGGAGAAUUCACGCUUAGUGCAAAUCUAUACAAAACACUACUUGUAAUCCCUUUGAAAUCUAAACACAGCAAAGCGGGUAUGAAAAUAUAUCAUCAUAUAACAUUAAACAAAUGAAAAACUUCAAAAGAGCAUGCAAGUUUCAAUGUAACAUUUUAAAACCUUUCUGAAUGUUAGUCAUGAACUGAAAAUUUGUUCUUUAUUUACACGGUAUUGAAUGACAAUACAUUAUUCUUAAUUGUUUGGCUUUGAAAAUCAAUGAAUGAACUGGAAAAACAUUCUUGAAUUUCACUAAAUCUGAAAUUAAAUUUUUUUUUUAUGAAUACAUAUCAUGCAUGUAUUUUAUACUUAGAUUUGUAAUUUUAUUAGUACAACCUCUAUGUUACAUGUGUACUGAAAUAUUUAUACCAUGUACAACUCUGUUUGUACAUGCACUGUGCAUGUGUGUGAUUGGGUGGUGAAUGUGAAAUGAAAAAUUCGAUUCACUUAAAUAUUCUAUGAUAUUAUGUGUGUACAUUUCAGUGGGAAAACAAAUUUUAAAAAAUUAAUUUCAGGGGAUUUGAAAUGUGAACUUAUAUAAAGCUUUUAUGUGACGCCUGUUCUAAUUUAAGCUUCUCGUUAUAUGUAUUCUCCCUUAAUUAUGAAAACGAUUCAUUGUUUUAGCUCACCAGGACGAAUGUUUGGAGAGCUUUGUCAUGACGUCUAGCUGUGUCGGUGUCACACUUUAAGGGAAAGACUUUAACCUUGGUUAUAUAUCUUUUGAAGAAAAGGGGGAUGGGGCUUUGAUGUUUUUCACAUGUAGAGUCCAAGUGACCUGCACCUUUCAUUUGGUUUGGUAGAUUUGAACAUAUUUUAUUGUAUAAGUGCAUAUUAUACAAACAGGUUUGAACACAAUUCUUUCAAUUUACGGGGUUCUCACCUUUCAUUUGGUACCAGAACUUUUGACCCUGUCAUUAGACUGACUUACUGUAAAAGUGGUUAUUUCCGCUGGGGGUUAAGUACGCGUUUUUCCACGUCCAACAUUACGCGUGGGGGAAAACAUACACGGAAAUGGAAUACAAUUUAUAUAUCAAAUAGUUAUUACUAUACGCAAGGGGGAAAUUUACGUGUGUAUUACAUGACUGCGUAAUUAGUGUACAUUUCCCCAACGCGUAAAUAUAACCACUUUUACAAUAAUUUUUAAAAAAAUUUUAACCUUGGCUAUAUCUUUAGAACCAUUUAGGGAACAGGGGAAGUAAAGUUGUGCUGCCUAUUGAGCUACAUUAACUUCUGACGACUAAGUUUAGUACAUCAAAUAUUUAUCUCAUUGUGUUAGAGUGUAAGAUAAUUUGAUUGUUGAAUGAGAACACCCAGAUGUGGAUGAAAUUUAAGCCUGUCUGCCGACCCUACAUGUAAAUGACUUUAGUGAAAUAUUAAAACUUCCAUUGGAAAAAAAUUGAAUUGACUAUAUACAAAGAGUUAACACCUGUUUUUUUAUUGAUUAAAGCAAAAAAAAAUAAUACCAAUAAUUAUAAAUUUGAUCAGCACUUUAAAAAAUAAAAUGGUGUCAGAUUCAGGUUCUCUCUGGCAUGCAUUCUUUAAUUAGAAAAAUUAUCAACACUAUAUUGUGAUAAAUGAUGCAUGCAUGUUUAUCAAAUUUCAAAUCGAAGAAUGGCAAGUAGCAUGUGGUGUCAAGUAAUAAUUGCUGAUGGUAUGCACUGUGUUUACAAAUUGUUUUGAUGAAAGUUUUAUGAAUAAGGAUUCAAAUCAGGCCCACUGUAGUUUUUCCGUUUGAAAUUUACUGAUAAAAUUCCCAGGUGAAAUAUAUAAUGAUUUGGUGAUUGUUAAUUACUUACUGGAAUCGAAAAAUUUAUUGCUCAAUUACAUUGCACCAAAAGACCAUCAAAGCUGGAUUUUUGCAUAACUUAUUUGCAGAAUAAUGCUUUUGCAUUGUACAGGGUGUUUCAUGAUAAUAUGUUACAUUUUCAAAUGGAAAUGUUUUUCAUAUCUAUCAUAAUUUUGAUACAAACUUAAAAUCCAUUUAACCACCAAAUCCUGAAUUUUUCAUCCAUGUAGAAAAAGUUUCGGAAAAAAGUAAAUUGUUAAUUAUGACAUUGAUGCUCAAUUAUGUCAUAUUUUAAACUCUUAUUAUUUACCAACAUAAAUCACCAAAACGUAUUUUAAAAAACUGAAUGAAGGAAAAUAUUCAAAAGAGAAAGAAGAUAUCUAGGAUGCUUGUCAGAGGGACAUUAUCACUUAAGUUUGAGAGGACCUGGACAAGAUAAUCCGGGACGAUGGAAAACAUCGAGAACCGAAGAAUUCAUCAGAAUGAUAAGUCGGAGAAACUCCAUAGAAAAGUGUCAGAAGAAUCGGAAAGAAACGCAGACAAUACCAACAUUUCUACUGUAUAUUGAACUCUAAAAUAUGACGUAAAAUUGAUAGUACCCUGCAAGAUUUCAAUUAUGGCAUCACCUCAACAAAUUGGAUGUUAAACACCGACUUGAAUUUGCAAGAUGGAUGCUUCAGCAUAUGAAAUUGACAUCAUUCAGAAAGUUUGGUUUUCAGAUGAAGCUCUGUUUUACUCAGAUCAUGAGAAUCAAGGAAUGUCGAUUUGGGCCAAGACCCAGCUGCUGCCUCCAGAACUCCUUAAACAUGUGUCUAGUAUGUAUGAGGGUUCGCAGAUCCCAAUCGAGGUCCGGCACUACUUUGCUGACUGGAUAGAAGAUCAGCCAUGGGGACAGAUCGAUGAAAACAGCAGUAAUCAGCAAGAUCAAUCAUUUGCUCAACAGCUUUUGAACAAACUCAUUGAAGAACUUGAGAGCAAGGCAGCUGAACUUCCACAACAAAAUGAAUUCUUCAUACUCAAGCUCAAAUUUCAGGAGGUUGCCAGUCAGUUCAGAACCCAGUACACACAAAGACCGAUGGAACUGGUCCGCACAAUCAAACGCAACUUGGCCAUGGAAGAAUCUUUGGUUCACCAACAUGAAAAUCCUGAUGCAUCGGUAAGAUUUCCUCCUUAUUUAUCAAUCAGUAAAAACAAACCUGCAGCAGAUACAGACACAGUUCAGAAAAGAUCAGAUGACCUUGAACUCCUUCUCUCCUCUGUAGCACUUGAUGUCAAGCCAACUGAAACCCCUAUGCCUGCGUUUGACAAGGACAAGCUCAUCAUGUCGAAGAUUGAAAAUAUUGGUAUUCAGAUAACAGAAGCAGAGAAAAUGAUAAGAGAAUUGUCACAUAAGCAGGAGGAGUUCACCAUUAACUACCAGAAGCAGCUCCAGAUUAACAGCCAAAUAAAUCAGACACAUUCAGAUAAAUAUUUGGCAACUUUGUCCCAAGAGGAUCUGAUGCGGGUAACAACAGAAACCAGAAAAACUCUAGAAAAGCAGAAAAAGAACUUAGAGGGAGUUUUAGCAAGAGAGGCACAAACCAUUGCCAGCGCCAGAGUGGAAAUUGCAGGCAAGUUGAGUAACAACUUUGAGUGUUUGGAGGAAGUCAGGCAGCAGGUUGUUGACCAAGAGCUGAUCGAGUGGAAGCGGCAACAGCAGUUAGCAGGAAACGGAGCGAAAAUUGAUCCUAAUUUACUAGAAAAUUUACAAAAAUGGGUGGAGUCGACUGUGGAUUUGGUGUGGAAGAGCAGGCAACAGGUGUUGAAGCUGGAGGGGUUGUGCAGUAGGAUUCCGAUGCAGCUAUCGGAUGGCAGGGAUGACGUGGUAUCCACGCUAAACAGUAAAAUAACCAGCAUUCUGUCCUCCAUUGUUACAAGCACAUUUAUUGUCGAAACACAACCACCACAAGUACUGAAGAGGGACUCCAGGUUCAGUGCAAGGGUGCGUCUGCUGGUCGGUGGCAAGCUUACCAUUCACUUGACCCCUCCGACUGUUACUGCCUCCAUCAUCAGUGAGGCCCAAGCUAAGCUGUUAUUGAGGGGUCCCAAUCGACGUCCUGAACACAACUGUGGAAAGAUCCUCAACAACUCAGGCUUAAUGGAGUACCAGCCACAAAAAGGGGAACUCAGCAUCGAGUUCAGGAACAUGAUUCUGAAGACCAUUAAACGGGCCGAAAAGCGAGGAACAGAAGUGAGUGGUACAUUUGCUGUAACAGAGGAGAAAUUCUGCAUUCUGUUCCAAAGCUCCUUUCACUUGGGAAUGACUGUAAAUGAGUUGCAGUUCGAAGUCUGGACCAUUUCCUUGCCUGUGGUGGUAACAGUGCAUGGCAACCAGGAAUGCAAUGCUGUGGCCACCAUCUUGUGGGAUAACCAGUUUAGUGAACCAGGGAGGAUGCCUUUCACAGUACCUGACCAGGUGCCAUGGCCAGAACUAGUCAAUCUAUUGGACACCAAGUUUUCGUCUCUGACAGAACGCGGACUCACUCACGAGAACAAACAAUAUCUUGCCACUAAGCUCUUUGGUGGUUCAAUUGAGGACAACUUCUCGCAAAAGACGGUGUCCUGGAGUAGCUUCAAUAGGGAUCCUCUGCCUGCCAGAAAUUACACAUUCUGGGAGUGGUACUACCAAGCCAUGAAGCUGACUAAGGAACACAUGCGUGGUCCAUGGAAAGAAGGGUUUAUCAACGGGUUCAUAAGUAAGCUGGAUUCCCAGCGACUGCUGGAAAAACGGCCACUGGGAACAUUUCUGCUGCGAUUUAGUGACAAUUUCAUCGGCGGAAUUACAAUUGCUUGGCUAGCAGAGGACAACAAAACUGGUAAGAAACAGAUCUGGAACUUGCACCCAUUCAGUGGCAAGGACUUCCAGAUCCGAGGAUUAGCGGAGAGGAUUAAUGACCUGCCUCAGCUACUGACUCUGUAUCCAGAAAUCCCCAAACAUGUGGCGUUCAGCCGCUUCAUGACACAAACUGCCCACCAUCAAGGCGCACAAGGCACCGAUGGUUACGUCCGACACGAGUUGAGGAUGGUACCUGAUCCAGAAAUGAAUGGUAUGGCUGGAUUUACCAUGUGCACAGAGAACCCCCAGUCUCCACAGCUGGAAAUCAAUGGGAGGGAUUCACCGGGGACAUGUAUGUCCCCUCAAAACCUGCAAGUUUACAACACUCCUGAUGCAGGUAUGGAUUUAGAUCAGUACCACCUGCAGGAGUUGCCCGGGUCAGGAAUGGAUUACGAUGCUGACAGCAUGCUGGAGAUGAACGAUUUUUCUGACAUUAAUCUCAGCAGUUUCUUAGAAACAGCGAAUGCUGUGUUGGGUCAGAAUUUCAACAACAACACGACCAUGAACAGUAUGAAUGGGUCCUCAUAACUGAAGACACAACAUCCGACAGCGUACAGUGUAUAUGAGACAGAAGCUGUAUAUUGCUUUCAUCUUAUCGGUUUUGCACUUCACGGUUACCAUGGAAAUGUUGACAAAUUUGAUGGAUUACAAACAAUCAUAAAAAUUUCCGCACAUUGAAUUUCUAAUGUGUUUAAAUGACUAUUUCGAAUUUACUGCAGAUAUGACGAUUUGCCAUUCAUAAAUAUGAGAAGUUUGCACACAAAUGCCGUUCAUUUCAUCUGAGAAAAUAAAAAUAAGUUCCUAUAAAUCGUCAUCACAUAACGGGAUGUUUUCUGACUACUUUUUUAUUUUUACAUAUUAAAGGAUAACCUGGAACUAAUUGCCAGAUAACCAUGAUAUUACCCUUGUAUUUCAUUCGUCCAAUUUAAUAUUGUUGUUGAAUAUACAAAUAAUUCAUCAAAAUUUCCACUCACCAAAUUUCAGAAAUGGAGAAAUCGUCAAAUCGUUGUUGGAGCUAAAAACAUUAUUUUGAGAGUAGUGUCCUUCUAACAUUCUACUAUUCUUACAAUAAUGGAAAAUCUUUGAGCCUAAGACAAUGUUUUGAUUGAACGUGAUAUGAUAGUAAGGUGUACAUGCAUGAAAUUCAGUGUUUCAAACUUCAAAACAAGGAUAUGCUUUCAGUUUACAGAAGUAUAUAGAUGUAUCUACGUAUUGAAAUCUUGAUUUUAACUGCUUGUAAUAACUGUAAUGUGUCCAAUAAUCUGGGGAAUUUUCAUCUGUAACUUUUGUUUAUGUUACCUUUGAAUAUUUUUGAGAAGUAUAUUGACAGUUGUACGGAGUUUAAGGAUAACAAGACAUUUUCUGACCUGGUGAGGUAGGGGGUGAAACAGAGUAUUCCCUGAACCCUGUAUCAAGAUGUGUAUUAAUUAAUUAAUUGUUAAUCUGUGUAUUAUUUACAUUUGUGUGUAUUGCUUUGCAAUAGAGUUUAGAGGAUGCAUCCUCAUUUAUUUCAGAAAUCAUUUGAGAGGAUGUAUCCUAUUCUGAUCCUCACUUUAAUAAAUUGUAAAUUUCACAAAUGCUUUAAAACCUGUGUCUGAUAUUCCUUACAAAAUUUAUUGAAUGCUAAUGAGAUGUGACAUCAACCAGUCAUCAUUGAAUUAUUAUCAAAAUAUAGUAAUACAAAAUCACUAGAUGUCUUCUCUAUCUUUUUUCAGAAAUUGACCCCAAAAAAUAUUGUAGCUUUUUGGAAUGAGAAAAUUCCCUUAUCUUAUGAACAUGUUGUGAUGUCUUAAAACCAAAAUAAAAGUGAUAAAUAAACUUCAUAGUGUAGAUAUAUUGUUUAUAUACAACUACAUGUGCAGGUAAAUGGUAUUUUUGUUUGAUUGUGUUGCUAUGCAUGUCUUUCCAAACAGAGCUAAUGAAUCACUUAUAUAAUGUCAAUUGUACAUAUUGCAUUGUUUUGUCCUUCUUAAGAAUUUUGGAAAUUUUAACUGCAUUUAGCAUUAUUUAAAUUCUUUUAUCACACAACUGUGAUGGUUAAAGAUAAAACAUGAAAGCCUGGAUGGCCUUUCAAAUAGACAGUGCUGCUUUCUUUCAAAUUAGUAACCAUGAGUUCUGUCCUAUAGAACCUAAGUUAUGUUUCCUUAAGGUAAUUACCAGUACAUUAUUUUAGUUUGGUAGGAUAGAACUGGAGAGUGAUAUGGCCAUGAUUGAGGAGAUUUUCUUGUGUGUCUGAGCAAAGUUCCAUGUAAAGUUAUUGGUUACAGUGCAUUAUGUGGCUUAUGGGAAUAAUUUUUCUAUCUUCUUCAAGAAUAUCAAACUUCAAGAAAGUGUAUAGCUACUUUUGUUGUUGUGAUGGGGGAAAUAGAUUUACAUGUGCCAUAUACAUUUACAUUGUAUAUACCUGUUCAUGUUGUCAUUUUGUUUAAAUAGCUCUGUCAUUGAAAUUAUUAUUUUUUUUUUGGUAUGUGUUUAACUUCUAAAAGAUUCUUCUUGAAAUUUUACAAGGAAUAUCCAGUAAAUUAGAGGAUUGAUACAAAUUCUUACACUCAUGAGAUGAGAAUUUUUUUUUUUAAAGUACAAAAUUAUGACACCUAUGAGGUUUCACCUUUGUGUUUCAACAUACUUGCAUGAAAUAUUAGAUCAGUUGUGAUUUACGUCCUGGAAACUUAAACUUCUACAAGAUGUGGUUUUUGAUGAACAUUGUUUGAUCGCAAUUGAUACAGGUCCCUUUAUGUUUGUAACAUUUGUAUUUCAUUAUAUACCGGUAUAUCAUUGCUUAUUAUGUAAACCAUGUUGCAUCCACUGAAAAUAUGUUGAGUUUUUUUUGUAUGGCAUCAUUUUGAAUUUCAAUAAACUCAAUAAAAUCAUAUAAAAAA
Molecule: messenger RNA, 8800 nt
Organism: Ostrea edulis (European flat oyster)
Lineage: Eukaryota; Metazoa; Mollusca; Bivalvia; Ostreida; Ostreidae
Product: signal transducer and activator of transcription 5A-like
Exons: 23
Coding region: 3714-6449 (911 amino acids)
Biological process (GO): regulation of transcription by RNA polymerase II; regulation of cell population proliferation; defense response
Molecular function (GO): RNA polymerase II cis-regulatory region sequence-specific DNA binding; DNA-binding transcription factor activity, RNA polymerase II-specific
Source: RefSeq, a predicted model, not a curated record